AUGCAAUUCAAGUCGCUCCUCCGUCUCCGAGAUAGCUGGCUAGAUGUGACCCCAGGUAUGCCAUUGAGGGCCGACCAGGUUGCUUCGGAUGAUGAACGAGCUUGGCAACGCGACAUCAAGAAAUUUCGAAAGAAGGCCCCGCCCCGUGCGCGCGAGACACAUCAGCUACGUGAGACUGCGGUUGUGCGAAUUCCUGCCGAAGCCGGCGAUGGCUAUUUUCAGCUAGUUCUCUGCCAAGGACACAAGAAGAAGGUGCUCGGUAAUAGCCCCGUGUUCCGUGUCCUCUCUACAUCUACUGCCCCCAGCUCUAUCCGUGGUGCGAGCUUGAGCACGCUACCGCUGGAGGUUGGGGCGAUGGUUGUGAGCCUCUAUGCCCACACUGCAGCACGAACUAUCGCAGGUCCAGCUGCAAUGGCCAUUCAAUCUAAAGCUGCCCCCUUUCAGGCCAAAGCUGCCGCGCUUCGUCCAUCGUGGGUGACCAAGACCGUGGUCCAAAAGGCUUACGCGAGUAGUGGUAUCGAGAACCGCGUGGGCGGUAUUAUCAAUGGCCCCAACGGUCCUAUCGGGCGAUCCCAGGUCAAUCCACCAGCGCCAGAAAUAGCUGGAGGCAGUGUGGUCUCUAUCGAAGUCGGUCCUCAGCCACCGUUUCCUAUGACAUUCAAAGCUCGCUGCCAAACAGACCGAAUCCUUUACUCCAAUGGCCCUAAUGAUAUACCCAAGUUGAGCUUAAUUAGAAUGCCUGACUGGGUCACCGAGCAGUUAAGGGGCUACUUCUUUGGCUGGGCUCGAUUUGACACCGGGUCGAGCAAAGGCCCGUCGACUAGUGAAUGGUACCCAGCUAUCUUGUCUGUACGGGCGUUAGAUCCCCUCCAGGCGGUCAGGGUAAAUCUGGCGCAAAUAUCAAAACGCGUGGUUGCAAUUCGCCUCCUCGAGGAUGUUCCUCUCCAAACGAGCAAAAUCGAGAUUCGUGUUUUGGGAUACCUUCGGGCUGAAAUCGCACCGCCCUCUGGGACCACGAGCAAAGAGCUCGCUGAUGCGCAAGCGGCAGCUGCAGAGGCGGCUCUACUCGCUGAUGUAUACGAUGCAUCUGUUGUGCAGGACACUUUGGCUCAUCCCGCGUGGGCUGCAGAACGCCCGGUUCUGGACCUCCAACAAAAUUCAAGUUGGAUUGAUCGCACGGUCGAGGGGUAUACCAAUAUCAUCACCCGUGGACAGAAGUUGGUAGAACAAGUCCCGUUACAUCUGAUCGGGGUUCGGUCUGUCACUGAUGAGCUUAAAGAGAGCCAAAUUGCUGUGAAUGGGUUUUAUAUUGUCCGCUAA
This is a messenger RNA of Penicillium griseofulvum, 1320 nucleotides long. Its product is annotated as LipA and NB-ARC domain protein. Bases 1 to 1320 code for a protein of 439 amino acids. The record is from RefSeq and is a predicted model, not a curated record. NCBI's taxonomy places the organism in Eukaryota, Fungi, Ascomycota, Eurotiomycetes, Eurotiales, Aspergillaceae. The transcript has a single exon.